Leptonychotes weddellii (Weddell seal) is the source of this 1252-nucleotide messenger RNA. The record is from RefSeq and is a predicted model, not a curated record. Lineage: Eukaryota; Metazoa; Chordata; Mammalia; Carnivora; Phocidae.
AUGACCAUUUGCCUUUCCUGCCUAGGUUCACCUUUCCUGGCCAGUGAAGAUGGUGUGCUUGGAGGAGUGAUUGUUCUCCGAACUUGCAGGUGUUCUGCAGAGUCUGACUCCUCCCAAGAUAAGCAGACACUUCUAGUGGAAUUUCUUUGGAGCCACACGACAGAGAGCAUGUGUGUUGGAUAUAUGUCAGCCCAGGAUGGGAAAGCCAAGACUCACAUUUCAAGACUCCCUCCCGGUGCGGUGGCGGGACAGUCCGUGGCAAUCGAAGGCGGGGUUUGCCGCCUGGAGAGCCCGGUGAACUGACCCUUCAGGCUGAGCAUGAAGCGUCCGAGAGGCAUUUCAGAGCGUGAGCGUUUCGGGGAUUUUAACUGAAGUUGGAUGUUUUAUCUUCGCCAUUUUAUAAUUCCUCUUUGCAGCCUCGUGCACGGCUCGCUGCUGCAGUUCGCGCUUAGUGACAUGCGGGUCUUCGGCGGGUGCGCGGGACUGAGUGUGCGCGUGUGCGCGCGCGUGCAGUGCGUGUGCCUGCUUCUCUCUCGAUGAAAUACGAGCUCCUUAUUGUGUAACCUAUGACCAGGAAUGAUUAAAUCAUCUUUACAAAAUGUGUGCUUUACUGUUUACAAGUAAAACCUAAAGUUGCAAAGGAAACAUUUUUGAUUUCACACAGAGGUACCAGCUGUCGUUGAUGUGAUGUGUCUGAACUGAAGAGUAAAUCUACAUGUUUAAAUGAUUUGACAGUGCUAGUGCUCCAUUUAAUAACAGUACUAAGUGAUAAAGUGUUUUUAUUUGUUAACCAGUUUAAGUGGAUCCUGUGGUAACUUAAACUGUUAUUCUCAUCCCUCAUAUGGGGCAUUUUUCUUUAACAAAGAAUGGUUUCAGUGAAACAAUCUAGCAGAGAAUUAAGGUCAGAACCUUUUUAAAUAAUAGUCUUAUUGAUAAAGUUUGUACUUCUUUCCUCAAGCUUUUCUAAGCUUAAAUACUGCAUAUCUUCAAGCUAUAUGUACUAUAUAAUGAGAGAAUAUGUAAAGAGAACAUACAGGAAUGCACAGUCCUUAAUUUGUGUAUAAUGGAAUGUUAUUUACAAUGUAACACUGUAAAUAAGAAAGCAAAAUUUAUGGGAAAAUUCAAUAUUAUCUUUGUUUCUUGUUUAAAUAUAUUUUUAAGAUAAAGGCACAAAAAUAAAAGAAGCAUAUUACUGGGUAUAGUGUGUGACUCCUCUUCUCAGACUAAUAAAUUAUCUUUUGAAUCUUAGAUU